Durusdinium trenchii is the source of this 516-nucleotide messenger RNA. Lineage: Eukaryota; Dinophyceae; Suessiales; Symbiodiniaceae. The record is from the annotation of a GenBank genome assembly.
AUGGGACAAGGAGUUUCCCUCGGCGAAACCGCCCAAGAGCGGUACUUCCUUCAAAAGGUGAAGCUUGGAGAAGGAUCUUUUGGCACUGUUUGGCGAGCCGUCGACAGGCAGACAAGCACCACCGUGGCAGUGAAACAGCUGGACAAGGCUGUUUUGCCCAAGCGUGGAGUCCGUCGUGCUGAUAUCGAACGAGAGAUUUCAGUCAUGCAGGCAGUGAAUCAUGAGAAUGUCACCAAGCUUUAUGGCUCGUGGGAGGAUGCACAAAGCAUUUUUCUGGUUCGGGAGAAGGGGAUGGAUUUAGAGGAGUGGGUGGCUGCCAAAUGGAUGUAUCAGAUCAUCUCGGCUAUUUGGGUUUUGCACUGCAAGAACAUUUGUCACCGCGAUAUCAAGCCAGACAACUUCAUGGUUCAUGAUGAGGUCUUGAAGCUUUCAGAUUUUGGUUUGGCGGUGCAUCUACCCUGGGGCCAACGCCUCACUGACAAGUGUGGAACUCCUGCCUUCAUGACGCCUGGCUGA